AUUUCUAUUUUCUUAGCUGAUCCAAAAUUUAGCUCUCCAAUUUCCAACGUAACAAUAUCAGUAGGAAGGGAAGCUGUUUUAACAUGCAAAGUUCAUGAUCUGAAUUCAUAUAAGGUCGCAUGGCUUCGUGUGGAUACUCAAACUAUAUUAACGAUACAAAAUCAUGUAAUAACGAAAAAUCAUCGUAUUAGUAUUAGUCAAACAGAGCACAGAAUAUGGCAACUACGGAUACGUGAUGUACGUGAUACCGAUAGAGGAUGGUAUAUGUGCCAAAUCAAUACGGAUCCAAUGAAAAGUCAAGUUGGUUAUUUGGAUGUUGUUGUUCCUCCUGAUAUAGUCGAUAAAGAGACCAGUCACGAUAUUGUUGUUGAAGAAGGACAUAAUGCGACAUUAAUUUGUACAGCAACAGGUCUACCACCACCAAUAAUAACAUGGAGAAGAGAAAAAGAGAAACCAAUUUUAGCAAGUGGUAAUAAAGAAGUUUACAGUAUUGAAGGGCAAUUUUUAUUUUUGAAAAAUGUUCAAAGACAUCAAAUGGGAGCAUAUCUUUGUAUUGCAUCAAAUGGUAUACCACCAACAGUUAGUAAAAGAGUUUUACUUGUUGUGAAUUUUGCACCAACAAUUUGGACACCAAAUGAAAUAAUUUAUGCACAACCAGGACAAAAAAUUUUAUUAGAAUGCAUCAGUGAAUCGUAUCCAACAUCAGUUAAUUAUUGGUUAAAAGAUAAAGAAAUUAUACAAGGUGGUACAUAUGAAUCCGUAACACUAGAGAAUAUAUUUAGAAUUGUAAUGAAAUUGACAAUUCGUCCAAUAAAACCAGAAGAUUUUGGUGAAUAUAAAUGUGUUGCGAAAAAUUCUUUGGGUGAAUCAUCAAAAAUAAUAACGAUUUUAGAAAGAAGAAGAGAAGAUGUAUUUUUAACUGCAAGAGCAAGUGAAGUCAUUGAUGGUAACAAUUUGGCAAAUUAUCAACAUGAUAUUUCUACAAGUUCUUCCUUAAAGUAUUCCAAAGAACUUUUAAAUUCUAUAAUAAUUUUAAGUUUUAUAUUUUUUAGCAUUAGUAUAGUUUAGUGAUAAAUUAAUUAAAAUUAAUAAUAAAGAGAAAAAUAAUUUUGUGGCUUCAGAAAAAAAAAGCAAAAUGAUAUUUUUAUUAAAAUUUUAUUUCCUUAAUUAAAAAAUUUAAGGCUUUGGCCUCAUGAAAUAUGGAUAAUUUAAAUUUUUGGUCUUAUUUUUUGUAAAGCACUUUAUUGACACCGAUAUAAGUAAGUAUACAGAUUGAAAUGAUUUUAAAGUUGUGAGUUUCAAGGUAAAACUAUA
Molecule: messenger RNA, 1314 nt
Organism: Condylostylus longicornis
Lineage: Eukaryota; Metazoa; Arthropoda; Insecta; Diptera; Dolichopodidae
Gene: DIP-iota
Product: opioid-binding protein/cell adhesion molecule homolog
Exons: 6
Cellular component (GO): neuron projection
Source: RefSeq, a predicted model, not a curated record